CAGCACGUUUUGGUGAUGGCAAUGUUAUACCUGGAAGCGCUCUCCGCACCACAUCCUCGCAUCAUCCCUAUUUGCGCACGGCGGCAGCACGGCGGCGGCUCGGCUCCUAUUUCAGCAGCGUACCCGGGGCUAGCUCCCGGCCGGGACCGGCACCCUCGCCCGGCGCUGCCUUCUGCCUCUGCAGGGGAGGGUGGGCACCGCGGGCACCCCGGCCCUCCUCAGGGUGGGGUACGGGCGAGGGUUGCCCCGGGUAGGGGCCGGCCCCGCACGGGGCGGAGGAAACGCACAGACACUGGCUGCUCUCCGCGCGUAUCCACGCCGGGAGGUGGCCCGGCACUUCCCUCCCCUCCCUCUCGCCCUCCCCCGUCCCCACCUCUCCUCCAAAACCGCAGGAGCCGCGGCGGCCUUGCCUCACUCGCUCCGGUGCCGGGCGCGGAGCGGGUAGAGCUCACCGCAGGCACGGCCUGGGGCGGGCACAGCCCCGCCGCAUCCCCUCCGCCUCGCUGUUAUGGCCGGUGUCGCGGCACAGCGUUGACGAUGCUGCUGGGCGCCCCGCGGGCGGGCGGCUGGGAUCGCGGCCGGGUGGGCGAGAGGCUGCAGGCGGCCCUGGCCGGCCUCCAGGAGCUCCAGGUGCUGCGGGAGAAGCAGCGGGAGCUGGUGCGGGCUGCUCUGGCCAUGCCGCAGCGGCCGGCGGCGUGCGGAGCAGACCAGCCCCUGUCCGCACACAACAAGGAGCACCGAUUGGAGGCCACCCUCACCGCUCUGAAGGAGCAGCUGUCUCGUUUGAGGAGACAGGAUGUCGGGUUGAAAAGCCACCUGGAUCAGCUAGACCAGCGGAUAAGUGAGCUGAAAUUGGAUGUCAGUAAAACCUCCAGUGAAUACCUGGAUAGUGACAGCCGGCCCAGCUCAGGCUUCUAUGACCUGAGUGAUGGUGGUUCUUGCUCGCUCUCCAAUUCUUGUACCUCUGUGUACAGCGAGUCCAUCUCCUCCUCCCACACCAGUCUGUUGCCCGGCUCUCAACACCCUAGAGCAAGGCUCAGUGUGUUUGAUUACCGACCCAAGUCUGCAGAUGAAACUACUGUGCACACCACCAGCUUCCAACAGCAGGGAACCUAUGUCAGCGACGGAUGUCGGGUUACAGCUAGCACAGAUGUUUCUGGGACUCCUGCCAGGUCCCGACCAAGACCAGUUUCCACAGGUGACUUGGAAAGACUCAUUCCAGCAGAUGCUAGAUUUCAGAAAGAGACAGAUCCCAAAUCCAUGUUGCCUCUGUGCCAUGCUGGAGACAUGCACUUGCUAAGCGUGGACCCCAAAUUCCAGAACGACUUGAUCUCCAAGAAUGGCAUUGAUGUGUAUCCUUACCCAAGCCCCCUUCAUGCAGUGGCUUUACAAAGUCCCCUUUUCUCCCUAGUGGGGACAACCCCAGAAGCAGACCUCCACGCUCUUCCCAGCAAACCCAUGCCUAGUGCCACAGGUCCCAGCUUGAUUAGGACUAGGCCAACCACUGAGGCCAAGCCAGGGGGUUAUAUCAAUAAAUUACUGCAGCUGACGAGAUGCAAAGGGAACAAUCAGGCUGAUGCCAGUGAGUGGGUUUCAACAAAGAUCCAGCCAGCCACAAUGCACCAGAGACUCAUUAUAACCCCCAGCACCGGUGGAGUGAAAAUUAACAGCAGCAGUAGCCAGCUGGAAAAACAAGCGAGCUCUCUGGAAAGUAACAAAGCUGAAGGGAAGCUGCAGAGAGAGGUGCCGGAGGGGGAAUGUGCCAAGCAGCAGGAGACCAUGCACUGUGUGAAUGAAGAACAGCCAUCCACUUUGCCUGACACAGAGCCAUCAGCUGUGAAUAGUUGUUACCCCGCCAAGUCAGCAGCAAGGGGCACUCCUCUGGCAGAAGCAACAGAGAGCAGCACGGAGCACAGUUCAUCCAGCUCCCAGCUGUGCCAGGAGGACUCCAGCCCCAGCAUUUGGAGCAUUAAAGCUGUCCCACCCAGAAAGCUGCCCUUCAAAAGGUGUGGCAAUGCCAAAUCGGCUAAUGCUGGAGGUCACGAGCGAGUGGCACGGAGUGAGUUCGUUCAUGCGCAGUUCGUCCCUGCAGAAUCCCACCAGGUCCGGGUCAAGUUUGCCAGCUCCAAAACAAAGGCAGUGAAGAUAAAAAGGAGGAACAGUGAAAAGGUACUACGGCCUGGGAAGCAAGCCUUUGGCAUGGAGAAGGCGAGAGGGUCCCAUGGGGCUGCCAGGAUGCCUGCUGAAUGGAAUCAGCCCCAAAAACCACACGGAACAAAGAGCCUCGUGCGGAGACCUUCGUAUUCUGGUGACGUGACUGGCAGGUCAUGCUCAGAGUCUAGCCUGUUGCCUGUGCAGGUGAGGCUCCCCACCGUGCCAUCCAGGCCAGAGCUCUGCAGGACUUCUGCCAGUGCAGAAUUGUAUUCCCUUGAAGCAGGUAGUGCAGACACAGCCAGCAAGAAGAAGCAGCGGAAGUGGCAGUCUACAGUGGAGAUCUCUGCCAAGGCUCAUCUAGCUGGCCUCUCUAGUAGCUUUGGCCUGGGAGCACCAAGGCAGUCAGCAAGGAGAGCUGGUGUCCUGCGCACUGUCAGUAUGAGGGCUCGCUCCAAGAGUCAGCGCCACGGAGCUUAUGCCAAAAGCGAGUCAGAUCACUCUGAGUACUCUGCAGAGUGCGCGUCCCUCUUUCACUCCACCAUCGCAGAGACCAGCGAAGGGGAGGUCAGUGAUUUCACAACUAACCGUUUUGGGGACAGUGAGUCCAGUGAAAGUGACUCGGAAGGCAGCAGUAAUAGUAGCAGCCUUACCCUUGACUAUGAUGAGGGGGAUGAAAGUGAGCUGAUUUGGCCUGAAGGUUCAGUCAGACAAUCAGGGGCUGCCCAAGCCUCUUCCAGGCCUCUUCCCCCAGUGCCCAAAAUCUGUCGCAUCAAAGCUUCAAAGGCACUAAAGAAGAAGAUUAGGAGAUUCCAACCUGCCUCCCUGAAGGUCAUGACUAUGGUUUGAGGGAGAGCAAGCAUCUGUUUCUUACAGUGAGACAUCCUGCUGGCUCUCAUUUGCAAAACAAGAGAACCCAUGUGCAGAGAAAAGGACUUGCUUAAAUGAGCUGUGAAAGACCCCUGAAUCAACACAAGGGAUCUUGUUUGUUAAUGCUUGGACAUAAAUGUCACUGUAUCUAAUUUCCUCUUUUGCCAUUUAUUCUGUAGAUAUGUAUCUGUGUAUAUUGUGUGAUGCCUUUUUUUUUUUACUAUGCAGAAGGGUCACCAUGGUGAAAAUGAAUGCAACCUCUACCAUAAGAUUUUACAGGUGGGCUCUUAAUGGAAUGUUGACUGCAUGCACUGGCAGAACCAGUGCCAGACACAAAGGCUUCACAAGAAGAGGGGCUCUUCCCAAGUGGAUAUUUGGUAACAUCCCUCCCUCUUGUGAGGAAUUCUUUGCAGUCUGAAGUCUACAUUACCCAUCCAGCUGUCACUGUGCUCUUAUGGAAGAGCUGUCAGUAUUCUCCAUAGUUUUAUUUUAUUUCACAUCAACCAUCCCAUACCUUCUACCAGGCAUCAGCAGGACAAGUCUGUUCUUCUGUAAAAACAUACUACAAGAAGGCAAAUGUCUUUGUGAAUCAGAACAAGACUUCAGUUUGUUUCCUACGUUCAAAACUGAGGGUAUAUGAUUGGUUUCUUUUUUUAACUCUAUGAUGUUCCAUGUUACUGUUUAUUUGUUGAAUGGGUGAAAGAACAUGAGGGCUCAGUGCCACAGUGUGUCAAUAGCUGGGACUGAGAUUAUAGCUUUGCCCCUGAAAUUUCAAACUCAAUAAAUACUAUUUAAU
This is a messenger RNA of Neopsephotus bourkii (Bourke's parrot), 3817 nucleotides long. It is a transcript of the gene DACT2, whose product is annotated as dishevelled binding antagonist of beta catenin 2. Bases 16 to 3000 code for a protein of 994 amino acids. Lineage: Eukaryota; Metazoa; Chordata; Aves; Psittaciformes; Psittacidae. The record is from RefSeq and is a predicted model, not a curated record. Gene Ontology annotation, biological process: negative regulation of nodal signaling pathway. Gene Ontology annotation, cellular component: cytoplasm. The transcript is spliced from 4 exons.